ACUUCGUCUUUGGAGCAUCAACAAAAUUUAGUGUUUUCGAGGCUUUUCGUGUGACAGUUUAUUUUUAUUUCGCACUUGCUUUUGUUGAUAUUUCUGUAGAAUUGAAAAUUAUCAUAAUUUUAUUAUUGAAUUUAUCGUUGUAAUAUAUUGUGCAAAUAAAAUUCAAUCCCCAUAACUGGCAUCAGAUGAAGAAAUAAUCGAACCAAGCACCUCGCAAGAAGAAGAUGACAUCCUUUAUUCAACUCCAGAGUCAGGUAGUAAGUCUUUGUCCUCAAAUUGGCUGGGUUGAAAUUGAUCCUGAUGUUCUCUGGCUUCAGUUUGUUGCUGUAAUAAAGGAAUCUGUCAAAGCUGCAGGAAUAGAGAUGAAUCAAAUUGUUGGACUUGGCAUUUCAACACAGAGAGCAACUUUUAUUACGUGGAACAAGCACAGAGGUGUUAAUCUGUGUACAUCAAGGAAAACGGGAAAUCAUUUUCACAACUUCAUUAGUUGGCAAGAUCUGAGAGCUAUUGAACUUGUAAAAUCUUGGAAUAGUUCUCUUAUAAUGAAGCUAAUACACAGUUCCUGCCGAAUGCUUCACUUUUUCACUAGAAGUAAACGAUUUUUAGCAGCCAGUUUGUUCACUUUCACAACCCAGCAUGUUUCUUUGAGAUUAGCCUGGAUUUUACAGAACCUGGUUGAGGUGCAAAAGGCAAUUGAAGAAGAAAAUUGCUGCUUUGGGACUAUUGAUACCUGGUUGUUACAUAAGCUCACAAAAGGUUCUGAAUUUGCCACGGAUUUUUCAAAUGCCAGUACCACUGGACUUUUUGACCCAUAUGAGAUGUGUUGGAGCAGCUUUAUUACUUCUCUGCUUUCAAUACCACUCUCUCUCCUGCCUCCCGUGAGGGAUACAAGCUUCAAUUUUGGAUCAGUGGAUGAAGAGAUAUUUGGUGUGCCUAUACCAAUAAUGGCCUUGGUGGCCGACCAGCAGGCAGCCAUGUUUGGAGAGUGCUGCUUCCAGAUGGGAGACGUGAAACUGACCAUGGGGACUGGGACAUUUCUGGACAUCAAUACUGGAAGUAACCCUCAACAGAAUGUUGGAGGCUUUUAUCCGUUGAUUGGGUGGAAGAUUGGACAAGAGGUUGUAUGCAUAGCUGAAGGCAAUGCAGGAGACACUGGUACUGCCAUAAAAUGGGCUCAGCAAUUAGAUCUUUUCACAGAUGCUGCUGAGACUGAAAAAAUGGCCAGAAGUUUGGAAGAUUCGGAAGGGGUUUAUUUUGUUCCAUGUUUUAGUGGUUUGCAGGCUCCAUUAAAUGACCCCUGUGCUUGUGCCUCUUUUAUGGGUUUGAAGCCUUCCACUAGUAAAUACCAUCUUGUACGAGCAAUAUUGGAGUCCAUAGCUUUCAGAAACAAGCAGUUAUAUGAGGUGAUGCAGAAAGAGAUCCAUAUUCCCGUGACAAAAAUCCGGGCAGAUGGCGGAGUUUGUAAGAACAGUUUUGUCAUGCAGAUGACUUCAGACCUGAUUAAUGAGAAGAUAGACAGACCUGUUCACCUGGAUAUGUCGUGCCUUGGUGCAGCUUCUCUAGCUGGCCUUGCUGUUGGGUUUUGGACUGACAAGGAGGAACUAAAGAAACUGAGACAAAGUGAAAUGGUUUUCAAGCCACAGAAGAAAUGGCAGGAAUAUGAAAUGAGUAUGGAAAACUGGGUGAAGGCAGUGAAACGCUCCAUGAAUUGGUAUAACAAGACAUAGCACCAAACAGAAUGGCUGAAACCGCAGAUGGCUGCAUGUGACAUGCAGAUGAGAUGAGCUCAGGAACACCAAUACAAUGGGGACUGAGAGGAGACUUAAAAUGAUCUUCACAACUGAAGAGAAAAAACACUGAUUUUUUUAAAACAACAAUAAAAUUUUUUAAACCUC
Messenger RNA from Myotis brandtii (Brandt's bat), 1895 nucleotides. It is a transcript of the gene GK5, whose product is annotated as glycerol kinase 5 (putative). The coding region runs from base 225 to 1727 and encodes 500 amino acids. NCBI's taxonomy places the organism in Eukaryota, Metazoa, Chordata, Mammalia, Chiroptera, Vespertilionidae. The record is from RefSeq and is a predicted model, not a curated record. Gene Ontology annotation, molecular function: glycerol kinase activity. Gene Ontology annotation, cellular component: mitochondrion. The transcript is spliced from 17 exons. Gene Ontology annotation, biological process: triglyceride metabolic process; glycerol metabolic process; glycerol-3-phosphate biosynthetic process.